GAAGCAUCUUGCUCUGCUCGCAGCGAACAAGCCAUAAAGCCGGCGUACAUUGCUCCACUACCACCCCUUGCUCGCUUUACCUCGUCGAUCCUUUUAGCUCUGCCACACUGGAGCGAGUGAAACACAUCGCUCGGUACACGCGCAAAGACGUGACUCUCGAUUCACCUCUCGAGCGUUCAGCGAAAUGUCUACAGCGGGCUCCCCUCCACCUCCUCUGACUCAGGGUGCUGGGUAUGGUGUAAUCGUUGGGCUCGGUGCGCUCUUCGCCAUCGUCGUUAUCGGCAUCAGCAACGGUCUGCAUCGCUUCGGCAACAUCAAGCGGACGUCUGCGGAAUAUGCCAUCGCCUCCAGAAGUCUGGGAGUAGGAUUGACCGCAGCCGGAGCCGUGUCUGGUUGGACCUGGAGUGUGACGCUCUUGUCGUCCUGCUCCACCGCUUACAACUAUGGCGUCGCUGGCGCCAUGCUCUACGGAGCCUCCAACAUGUCACAAAUCGCCCUCUUUUCUCUCAUGGCGGUCCGCUUUAAGCAAAAAGUUCCUCAGCUCCACACCCAUCUGGAGCUUCUGAGACUCAGAUACGGUACCCUGGGUCAUUUGACCUUUUUGUUCUUUGCGCUCGCAACAAACAUUCUGGUCUGCUCGAGUGUGCUCGUCGGUGCUGCAGCUGCCAUCACUUCCAUCACUGGUAUCAACACGUACGCUGCCUUGGUUUUGCUGCCCGUUGCAGUUGCUGCUUACACCUUGCGGGCAGGUCUUCGUGGUACCAUCCUUGCCGAUUAUCUCCACACGGUCAUCAUCUUUAUCAUCCUCUUCGUCUUCUUCAUCGUCGUCUACGGCACUGGAAGCGAGAUUGGGAGCGCCGCACGCAUGUGGGAACUCCUCACUGAAGCUGGCAACAAGAAUCCUUCCGCAAACUACAAUGGCAGCUUCCUCACCAUGAAGAGUAUCGGAGGUAUCGAAUUCCAGUGGCUGAGCUUGCUGGAGUACACUGGUGUCGUUUUCAAUGAUGCUUCCUUUCAUCAAAAAGCUUUGGCCGCUGGUCCAGACACUGUUGUCCCAGGUUAUUUGCUGGGCUCGCUCAGUUGGUUCUCCAUCCCUUGGGCGUUGGCAACCACUGCUGGUCUUUCCGCUCUUGCCCUGGAGACUACAUCGCCAGCUUUCCCGACCUACCCUCGUCGCAUGUCGGAGAGCGAGGUCUCUGCUGGUCUUGUGCUUCCGUACGCUGCCAACGCCGUCCUCGGAAAAGGCGGUUCUGCGGGUGUGCUGCUGCUCAUGUUCAUGAGCUCCACCAGUGCCGUAUCGGCUCAACUCAUUGCCGUCAGCAGCAUCAUUGGCUACGACAUUUACAAAACUUACUUUAACCGCAAGGCCACGCCUGAUCAGAUCUUGCGCUCUCAGCAGUACGGCGUCAUUGGCUUUACGGCUUUCAUUGCCGCCUUUGGCUGCUUGCUUCAAGGGGUCGGCGCGGACCUCGGCCUGCUGUACAACAUUACGGGUGUGUGGUCCUGCGCUGCACUGCCCCAGCUAGUGUUUAGCUUUUGGCAAAGCCGCACGCCCAAAUGGACCGCGUUCCCAGGCAUCUGGAUCGGCUUCUUUGCUGGUCUCGCAGUUUGGCUUUCGCUCGCAAAGCGCCUCGAAGGAGGUGUCAAUGUCACUACGCUGGCAGAGAUGGAUCCGAACAUUUAUGCUUUCGCGACUUCUAUCGCCACUGGUACGUUGCUGUGCACCAUCGGGAGCAUCUUUUUUCCCUCCGACUUUCAAUGGGAGUCCAUCAGCGUCUCUUCGGCGCACGGAGGCCAAGGUGGCGAGACGGUGGAUGAAAAGGAGCUCAAAGAGAUCGAAGAGGAUGCUCGUUGGAGCAAGGAGAAUCUUCAAAAGUGGCUCGUCAUCGCUCUCGUCUCGGCCUUUACCAUCUUUGUCGUCAUGGUCCUCAUCUGGCCACUUUCUCUGUACAGAGACUACACCUUUCCGCUGUCUUUCUUUGGGGGAUGGGUGUGGGUCAGCUUUGCAUGGUCCGUCAUCGCCUUUAUCAUCGUCGGCUUGUACCCUCUCUACGAAGGAUUGCCCAUCCUCAUCCUCAUCAGCAAGGGCGUCUACGCUCGACUUGCGGGCAAGCCAAACCCUACCACUGCCAGCGAGGAUGGAGCGGAGGAAAAGUCCACACAGCUCACUGCCGGACAAGGUCGCGAUGCCUCGGGCGAGUCUGAGCCCACCACGCCAAUCGACGAGGAUGCCCUGAAAGCGAGAAAAGGAUCGGCCACUGGAUCGGAUGACAGUCCAGCAGAAGAGAAGCCUGCCGCUGCCCCAAUCUCUCAAAAAGGAUAAACGCUUUGAGAUGAACGCUU
Ceraceosorus guamensis is the source of this 2343-nucleotide messenger RNA. RefSeq names its product putative DUR3-urea permease. Gene Ontology annotation, cellular component: plasma membrane. The transcript has 4 exons. The record is from RefSeq and is a predicted model, not a curated record. The coding region runs from base 185 to 2323 and encodes 712 amino acids. NCBI's taxonomy places the organism in Eukaryota, Fungi, Basidiomycota, Exobasidiomycetes, Ceraceosorales, Ceraceosoraceae. Gene Ontology annotation, molecular function: putrescine transmembrane transporter activity; urea transmembrane transporter activity; spermidine transmembrane transporter activity. Gene Ontology annotation, biological process: putrescine transport; urea transmembrane transport; spermidine transport.